Messenger RNA from Scheffersomyces amazonensis, 603 nucleotides. RefSeq names its product protoplast secreted protein 2 precursor. Gene Ontology annotation, cellular component: membrane. Lineage: Eukaryota; Fungi; Ascomycota; Pichiomycetes; Serinales; Debaryomycetaceae. The record is from RefSeq and is a predicted model, not a curated record. Gene Ontology annotation, molecular function: FMN binding; NAD(P)H dehydrogenase (quinone) activity. The coding region runs from base 1 to 603 and encodes 200 amino acids. The transcript has a single exon.
AUGGCUCCAAAAGUUGCAAUCAUCAUUUACACCUUAUACGGUCACAUUGGUAAAUUAGCUGAAGAAGUUAAGAAGGGUGUUGAAGCCGCUGGUGGUAAGGCUGACAUUUUCCAAGUUCCAGAAACUCUUACUGAAGAUGUCUUAACUUUAUUACACGCUCCACCAAAGCCAGCCUACCCAAUUGCUUCUAAUGAUACCUUAACUGGUUAUGAUGCUUUCUUAUUCGGUAUCCCAACCAGAUUUGGUAACUACCCAGCCCAAUUCAAGGCUUUCUGGGAUGCUACUGGUGGUUUGUGGGCUCAAGGUUCCCUUUACGGUAAGCCAGCUGGUAUUUUCGUUUCUACUGGUACUCCAGGUGGUGGUCAAGAAACUACUGUUCUUAACGCUUUAUCUGUAUUAGUUCACCAUGGUAUUAUCUUUGUUCCAUUAGGUUACGCUAAGGCUUUUGCCCAAAUCACCUCUUUUGAAGAAGUCCAUGGUUCUUCUCCAUGGGGUGCUGGUACUUUUGCCGGUGCUGAUGGUUCCAGAUCUCCAAACAAGACUGAAUUGGAAAUUGCCCACAUUCAAGGUAAGGCUUUCUACGAAACUAUCCAAAAAUUUUAA